GGCAACAAUGUGCUAGUAUAGACGAUGGUAAAUGUCUGGUGAUUGUUUGUUGUGUAAAAAUAUUAGUUUUUGUAAAUAAUGCAAUAAAAUGGUCGAUAGAAAUGAAAAAUUUCUUAGCGAAUUGUUGAAAUAUCCAGGGAAUAGCGUUUGUGCGGAUUGUGGAGCCAAAAAUCCGGAAUGGGCCUCUUACAACAUAGGCAUUUUCAUCUGCACAAGAUGCUCGGGGGUCCAUCGGAGCAUGGGCGUUCACAUAAGCAAAGUCAAGCAUCUCAAAUUGGAUAAAUGGGAGGAUUCGCAAGUGGAACGGAUGAAGGAAGUCGGAAACAUAAAGGCCAAAUUAAAAUACGAGGAAAGAGUGCCUCCUUGUUACAGGAGGCCCAAGGAAGACGAUCCUCAGGUGCUAAUCGAGCAGUGGAUUCGUGCAAAGUACCAGCGAGAAGAGUUCUGUCAUCCGGAAAGGCAGGUGUACACGAGCGGAAACAUGCAAGGGUUCUUGAUGAAGAGAGGGAAAGAAGACAGCAAAUAUCAAGCGAGGAAAUUCAUUUUGAGCGAGGCUGAUGACACCCUCAAGUACUUUGUUAGAGAAAACAAAGAACCCAAGGCGAUCCUUCGGAUAUCGGAAAUAAACGUGGUAUUUGCACCGGAAAAAACAGGGUUUCCCAAUUCAUUGCAGCUGACUUUCCUGAAGGACGGGACAACGCGCCAUAUUUACGUAUACCACGAUGAUGCCGAGAUUAUCGUAAAUUGGUACAUGGCAAUAAGAUGUGCAAAGCUUCACAGGCUGCAAGUGGCGUAUCCAUCGGCUAGCGAGAGCGACCUGGUUAAUUACUUAACAGAGGAUUUCGCCAAGGAAGGGUGGCUGUUCAAGACUGGACCGAGGCUUUCGGAUGGAUUCAAAAAGCGAUGGUUUAUUUUAGAUAAUAGGAAAUUGAUGUAUCACGAUGACCCAUUGGACGCAUAUCCAAAGGGAGAGAUAUUUGUAGGUUCUUCCUUGGAUGGUUAUAGCAUUCGAAUAGGUGUUUCUGUGGGAGUUAAGGAUCAGGGUUUUUCCUUUUCUUUAACUACGCCCGAUAGAAUAUAUAAUUUGUCUGCGAAUACCGAGCACGAUAGAGACCAUUGGAUUGAAGUGAUACAAAAAGUGCUAGAUAGACCAUUGUCACCACAAGAUUCAGCAAUUUCUGGGCGGCUAAUAAGGAAGCGAACUAAUACAAACUCGAUAAACAUAUUUUCCCAAAGGUAGUUAAAACGUGAAUAUGAACAAAAUAUGUUUCUAUUUGACCUAGUCGUGUAUUAAAUGUAGUUAAAAUACUAUAUCACAAAAUAUCUAAACUUUGUCAGCAAUACUCAAAAUCCAUUCUCUCCUGUAUUUUCAAUUACUUCUUUAUAUUUUCAAAACGAGUCAAAAUUAUUGAAGCUCCUACUAUUUUAAUGAUUAUUUAAAUUAUUUAUUAUUUUUAUUUUGUUUUCCGAGAUUUUCUAAACGUAAUUCACAAUAUUACUGGUGUUCUCGUCUUAUUUAAAAUUCCAAAUUUAUUCGAUUAUAAUGGAACUUUCUUUUAUUAAAAUUGCAUGCUUUUAAUAAACAGUUAUUAAUCAAAUUCUUUCAAGAACUAUUCAUAUUGAACUAUUCUAUCUAUUUACAUAUUGAAUUACUCAGUAUACGUGUAAUAUUCAAUUCCUUAACAAAAGUAAACAUAUCUAAUUGUUUUUAUAAAACGAUAUUUUGAACUUUAAUGGCCUAUUUAUAUAAGGUAGCAUUCAAUAGUUGGCUUAGUGCUAUGUAUUACGUUUCAUUUCUAAAAACAAUACCUAUGUAUACACGAAACAAGAACUUUGAAUUAAUUCCUAAUUUAAUAGGUAUUAUAUUAAUUAAACAAUUAAAAGUUUAGCUGAAUUUAACACAUUUGUGUGCUGUGCUUUUAUGUAAUGUUAAACGUUUCUGUUUUAUGAAAAAAAUGUGGGUAUUCAUGUGUAGAUUAUGAAUAUCUUUUCUGUUGUACUUUGUUUUUCUAUAUUUCUUAUGUUUAAAGUAAAAAAAGUUCUUGCUUUGUUUGUAUGUACUGUUAUUUUUCUAGUUAUAGGGUUUUCGACUUCGCGUAAGUCCAAAAUUGUUUAUUAUGGCUAUUUUUAUCAUAUGUUGUAAGAUCUUGAUUAUACCAAAAAAAUAAAUUAUUGACAACUUGCGUUUAUCUUUGACGAUAAAGUGGGGAAAAUUAAUCUUGAAAACCUACGAUCUACAAUAUUUAAUUGGUAAUUUUUUAAUAAUUGUAUUGGAAAAAAAUUGUAGGUCUGCGAGAAGAGUUUUCCAAACAUGCAAAAUAUUAAUAUUAAGAUCGAAUUUUUACAUACAAUUUACAUACAUAUUCUAAAUCUUCAAAUAUUUACACUUUAUCUACUCUAGUGUGGUAACUUCUAUGAGCUGGUAAUCCGAAAUUACACUAUUGGUUUAUUAUACUUGCAUGUUUUAAAAUAUAUAAUUCAAAAAUUUACUGUUUGUAUAAAAUAACUUUCAUUUCGCAGUAUU
Molecule: messenger RNA, 2524 nt
Organism: Phyllotreta striolata
Lineage: Eukaryota; Metazoa; Arthropoda; Insecta; Coleoptera; Chrysomelidae
Source: the annotation of a GenBank genome assembly